AAUCUUGUGAGUAAAUGAAUCCCAUUGUAUAAGAAAUGUUUGUAUUGAUAAGGGAGAUAGAGAGAGUGUGUGUAAGCCAAUCACAUCUUUGCUUUAUAUUUUUGCCCUUGACCUCUCCACUCGUUUCUUAUCUCACUUUUCCAUAUCCUUCCCCCUUUGCUUCUCAUUUCUUGAUUAUAACCUUUUCUCUAUCUCUCUCACAACAUUUCUCCAUUCACAACAACAAACCACAAAUGGCCACUAAUUCAAUCAACACCAUUAACCACGGCCACCGUCACGCCGGCCACCGUACGUUAAGGCGGCGCCAUUCAAUGGAUUGCCCGCGUUCUUCUUCUUCUUCUUUCUUCCUCAGACCGGCCACCACCGCCACGAGAACCAUCACCGCCGGCGGCGCCGCGCUUUCCUACGGGACUACUUCCAGUUUCGCGCUGCCGUCGUCAGCCACCACGCCCUCCACUUCCGAAACCGCCAUCUCCUACGACCUCCUGGAGCAGCACCUCGCCGGCCAGAACUUCCGGCAGGCCGACGAGGAGACCCGCCGCCUCCUCAUUUCUCUGGCAGGCGACGCCGCCCAGAAGCGCGGCUACGUCUUCUUCUCCGAGGUCCAGUUCAUCCCCGCCGCCGACCUCCAGUACAUCGACUCCCUGUGGCGGAAACACAGCGGCGAGAAAUUCGGCUACAGCGUCCAAAAGAAAAUCUGGAAUAAAGUGGGCAAAGACUUCACCAAGCUCUUCCUCAAGCUGGGGUGGAUGAAGAAGCUCGACACGGAGGUGGAGCAGUACAAUUACCGGGCCUUCCCCGACGAGUUCACGUGGGAGAUCUCCGACGACGGGGCGCCGCCGGACGGUCACCUGCCAUUGACGAAUGCUCUGAGAGGAACCCAGCUGUUCACUAGUAUUCUCACCCACCCGGCUUUUGCGGGAGAAGACGAAGAAGAUGAAGAAGAGGGGAAGAGCGGCAUUAGUAGAGGUGAAGAGAAGGGGCGGGGGUUGAAGAAUAUGACAUCAUCAUCGGUGUUUAAACCAGAUUACAGCUUUUGAUGAUGAUGAUGAAGAAUCUUAAUGCUUUGUUUGUUUGUUUAAGAUUUAAUUUGAAUUUAGGUUGAUGAUUUAUCGGAGCUCUGUACUUAGGAGUCAUCGAGAAGCCAUUAAACAAAAGGGGAAGUGUGAUUAUUAUUAAUUAAAGUAUGAUUUAUAUAAUGCUGAUUGCCUCC
This is a messenger RNA of Ipomoea nil (Japanese morning glory), 1213 nucleotides long. Its product is annotated as tetrapyrrole-binding protein, chloroplastic. The coding region runs from base 36 to 1040 and encodes 334 amino acids. The record is from RefSeq and is a predicted model, not a curated record. Gene Ontology annotation, molecular function: tetrapyrrole binding. Gene Ontology annotation, cellular component: chloroplast. NCBI's taxonomy places the organism in Eukaryota, Viridiplantae, Streptophyta, Magnoliopsida, Solanales, Convolvulaceae. The transcript has a single exon. Gene Ontology annotation, biological process: chloroplast-nucleus signaling pathway.